Molecule: messenger RNA, 3303 nt
Organism: Entrophospora sp. SA101
Lineage: Eukaryota; Fungi; Glomeromycota; Glomeromycetes; Entrophosporales; Entrophosporaceae
Source: the annotation of a GenBank genome assembly
AUGAGACUUUCAUUUCCAAUAACGCAAAAACCAAUGUUUAACUAUAUAAAAUAUUGGCAAUACAUUUCUCAGAAAGAUGUCAAACGAAUAGUUGAACAUGUUGUCAUCGUUAAUAAUAAACAAAGUACAAAAAACACUAAUAGUAGUGGCAAUGUUGUAAAAUUAGCAUAUAAUUUAAAUUUGGUAGAAAAAUUGAUUUGGAAAAUGAUAAUGAUGCAAAGUGACGGGUUCAAAUAUCUUAAUCCACCAGAUGAAAUCCCAAUCACAUAUUGUCCUGGUUCAUUAUUAUGUCUGUCGAACCUGUAUGAAUUGGAAUGUUCAUCAAAAUAUUCAGAAACUUUAUUACUUGGUUUGGCUCACGUUUGUCAGAAUAUUUAUCGGCUGACGAUAAAUCCAUGCGAGGACAAUGAGAAUAAUGGAUUGUUUGCAUUGAUAGAACAGCAAAACUCUUUAAGAGAAGUCAAAUUGGUGUCACCAAAAGGUUCUAUUUGUAAACAGAUUGGAAAAUCAUUGGCGAAACAAGCAACAUCUCUAACCAAUUUCACUUGUCAAAAAAAUAUUUGUUUAACCGAAGAGGCAAUGUCAAAACUGGUAAAUAUUAGAGAAUUGGAUCUGAUAUUGGGCAGAACAAAUCUAAAAUCAAAUUCAUUGGAACUGGCAAAAUUCGCAAAAUUGAGAGUUCUAAAUAUAAAUCAUCAGUAUCGGACUGCAUUGCAUCAUUACACCAAAAUAAUAGAGACAACUGAAGGUGAUCUGGAAAAAAUAAAUUUUGAUUUUGGUUUAUUUCCAUGUAUUGAAGAGAUUCAACGAUACAUACAAGUAGUAACUGAGAAUUGUCCAAAUUUGAAAUUUGUAACUAUAUGGUUUACGGGUCAAGAACUAAAUGAUAUUGAAAGGUUGCUGAUAAUUUGUAAUAAGUUGCAAACAAUCAAAAUUGAAGCUGUAACUUAUGAUUUAUCAACCAGUGUGACAUGGAAAGUUGACAUAAAACCAAUAUUUGAAUUAUUGACUAAAACUUCAAAGAAUUUUCAAGAACUCAUUAUUAGUAAAUGGAUCUUUACGCCAUUGGAACUUAACGAAUGUUUGGAAAUGUGGAGAGGUAGAAAGCCUUUAACUUUGAAAAUUCAACGGAAAACACAAGAGCACAUUCAAAAGAAAGAAUCUAUUGCAAAAGAAAAUUCUACAUCUAAGUUAAAGCCGCCAUCUAAAUUACUAACAAAUCCAACAAAAAAUAUUACAAAAUUACUGUCACCACCAAUAGAAAACGAAGGUAUCAAACUCGAAUCAGAAAACUGGAUUACUUGUAGGCAUGAUACACUUAGAAAAAUAGACAAAUUUCUACAACGUGACAAGUUAAUACUAGUUAGAUCACCACCAUUUACUGGCAAAACAUCAUUAUGUUUUCUUUUGGAAAAUUAUUAUUGUAAACUAAAAAUUCCCGUGGUACAUGUUUGUUUUCUAGGUGUACAAGAUUAUCGUGAUUUUGAAAAAUUUUGGAUCAAUGAAACAUCAAAAAGUUGGAAAUACUGGUUGGACCCGAAAAAACAUUGUGGUGAACUCGUUAUUAUUCUAGAUGAAACUCAAUUGAUAUUUAACAAUAGGAAAUAUGAAGAUUUUUGGUCUAGAGUUAAAUAUUUGUCUAGACUAUCGUCGUCAUCAUCAUCAACUAUACAUAAAAAAAAAUCAUUGAUAAAAGUCAUUGCCUUUUCAACUGUUGCUUCGAUUAUAAUUAAUCCUAAUACUGACGAUAUUAAUAACGAUAGAUCAUUGAUAGGUGGUAGAACCACUAGAAAUAGUAGUGGUAGAGUUAGUAAUAUUACACAAAGUCCAGUUGAUUUCCAAAAUAAAUUUGGAUUUGAAUUGAUAAGGUGCACAAAAAAAGAAUUGCUGGAGCUGGCUCAAGCAUUUAAUAAUCAUUGUAUUAGGAAGAAAAUACAAGUUAGUGAAAAAAUAGCUGGAUAUAUUAUGGAUUUUACAGCAGGCCACGUUGGAUUGAUUAGGUGGAUAUUGAAAGGAAUUGAUAAUCAUUUCUCAUAUCGAGGUACAAUAUACGAAGUUACAACUGAUUCUCAAAUAAUGCGAUAUUUAAAAUCAUCAGAGUUUAUUGAACAAAUUAAAUCACAUCGAGGAGCUGCACCACUAUACAAGUUUACUAAAGAACAAGGUGAGAUAAUUGACAAAUUGUUGCUAAAAGAUGAAAUAUAUGUGUCGGCUUCAGGUCCUGAUGAUGUGAUGACAUCGUUACUUAAAACUGGUGUGAUUUUCUAUCUGGAUGAUAAAGGUCCCGAGUUCAGGCUGAGGGAGGGCAGAGUUGGGUUUAUCUCGCCCGUGAACAAAUUAUUGUCAUUUUUUCAAAGAUGUGUCUCGAUGAAAGAACCACUGAAAGAUGGUUUUGGCUUACAGGAGUUGAUCAAGGAAGCUUUGUCUAGGAUAAAUUCAAAAGCGUUAACACAUAAUCUUGGCCGGUCAAAGGAUGGUAUGAGGUUGCUGGAGCGGGUAUGGCAGAUGGAGUUUUAUAGAGCAAUCUAUAGCUGCUUACCUGACGAAAUGCACAUAUCACCGGAUGUGGGACGUAUAUUUUCAACAGACGGAGUUGUUGAUUUCUACAUCUCUGAGCCACAAUGGGCAAUUGAAUUGCUCAUUGAUGGAAUUGAUAUGAAAAGGCACCAUGAACGUUUUCAGGAUGGUGGAAGAUACUCACUAAUACCGAUCAAAUCAUAUCUAAUUCUUGACAUCCGAGAGACUAGAACAGUACAAAAAUCUUACCCCAACACGUGGCACAUCACACCCAACUCUGACUUUUCAAUUUUCAACGUGUUGGCUGGUACCAAUAUUUUUGACAUUCCAAUCCGUAAAGUGUAUCCUAGUCUUCUCAUUUCUAAAAAUUUGUCACGAAAGAAAAAAAAUCGUAAAGAGGUUAUUGAGAGUUUAGAGAAAUUGAUUGAUUUCUUGACUAGACGAGAAAAAUAUCUAAGAGAGAGGGGCACGAUUAAUGAGGCAAAUGAUGUUCAGAGACAACUGGAUAGAGCUGCACAUGAUUUGACACAUGUUUUAUAUGAGGCAGUCGGACAAGGAUUUGGAAUUAAUGGUGAUUUGUUAUUGGAAAGAUAUUAUCGUAGUAUCAUUAAUAACGAUAUUAAUAACAAUAGUAGCACCUGUAAUGGGAAUAGUGAUGUUUGUGAUAUUGUUGUAAAUGAAGACAACUAUGUUGGUGUUAAUAAUGGUGCUAAUAAUAGUAGUGAUUCAUCGUCAAUUCUUAAUAUUGAUGAUUCGGAUGAUUUAAAUUUAGACAAUUUCAAAUAA